Molecule: messenger RNA, 507 nt
Organism: Rhodamnia argentea
Lineage: Eukaryota; Viridiplantae; Streptophyta; Magnoliopsida; Myrtales; Myrtaceae
Product: pathogenesis-related protein PR-1-like
Exons: 1
Coding region: 1-507 (168 amino acids)
Cellular component (GO): extracellular region
Source: RefSeq, a predicted model, not a curated record
AUGAGCUCCCAUCGGGGGAUUGUCCUGACCCUAACGCUCCUCCUCCUGGUCUCAACAUGCCAUGCCCUCCCUAGAAAGCCUGCCGGACCGAGCCUAGCCGACCAGUUCCUUGCCCCCCACAACGUGGCCCGUGCCGCCGUCAGGAUGCCACCGCUCGUGUGGGACCCAAGCCUCGUGGGCUAUGCACGCCAGUGGGCCUUCCAGAGGCGGCGAGAUUGCGCCUUGAGGCACUCGAACGGGCCCUAUGGGGAAAACAUAUUCUGGGGGAGCGGCACGGGGUGGAGCCCAGGGCAGGCGGUGGCGGCGUGGGCCUCGGAGCGGCGAUGGUACGACUACAAGAGCAACGGGUGUUCACGGGGCCAGAUGUGCGGGCACUACACGCAGAUAGUGUGGAGGAGCACGAAGAGGGUCGGGUGCACUGUGGAGGUGUGCUCCAGCGGUGGCGGCACGUUCAUGGUUUGUGAGUAUGAUCCGCCUGGGAAUUACAUCGGAGAGAGGCCUUAUUGA